Molecule: messenger RNA, 1540 nt
Organism: Nerophis lumbriciformis (worm pipefish)
Lineage: Eukaryota; Metazoa; Chordata; Actinopteri; Syngnathiformes; Syngnathidae
Gene: nob1
Product: NIN1 (RPN12) binding protein 1 homolog
Biological process (GO): ribosomal small subunit biogenesis; maturation of SSU-rRNA
Cellular component (GO): preribosome, small subunit precursor
Molecular function (GO): RNA endonuclease activity
Source: RefSeq, a predicted model, not a curated record
GUCUAUGGCACUACACAGUAAGGUCUUUUCUGAUUGGUCGUUCCGCAGCGCCUCGUUAAUCCAAGAUGGCGCAGCCCCCGGUGGAGCAUGUUGUCGCAGACGCAGGAGCUUUUUUGAAGCGAGCACCUCUCCAGAACUUCGGGAAGAACAUCUACACUCUGAAAGCCGUGGUGGACGAGAUCCGAGACAAACCCACCAGGAGAAGUUUGGCCUUCCUUCCCUACCAGCUCACCUUCAUAGAACCCCGCGCGGAUGUGGUCAGACUGGUGACGGAGUUUUCCAAGAAGACGGGAGACUACCCCAGUCUGUCGUCCACAGACAUCAAAGUGCUGGCGCUGACCGUCCAGCUGGAACAGGAACACGUCGGAACGCAGAACCUCAGGACAGAACCACAAGUCCAGGUCCAUGUCAGCAGCACGCAGCGCCACCCGGAGACGCCCGUUAACGUGGCGGGAUUCCACUUCCCCUCAAAGAAGUCAAAUGACGGGUGUCCCAGAGACGACGCGGCGUCAUGUGACUCAUCCACAGACGUGUCAUGUGACUCCCAGCUAGUGUCGGAGGAGUUUAACACGUUCCAGUUCUGGCGACAAUCUCUCCCAGACAUCGAGGCCGACCUGCUGAGUUUACUGACUCCAUCGCAGCCUUCGGAAGCAGACAACAAACAGGAAGUGGCAAAGGUGCCCACGCCGUCUUGCGUGUCCGCGUGCGACCAGGACAACUUCAACAGCUUCCUCUUCUGGAGGGAAACGCUGCCCCCUGUUGACGACCUCCUGGCAUUACUGAAGGAAGACGGUGGGGGUUCGGAGGAGGACCAAUCGGAGGAGGACAAAGAAAACGAGCCAGAGGAUGAGGAUGAAGAUGGAGGGGGUUGGAUCACGCCCAGCAACAUCCACCAGGUGAAGAUGGACACCUCUGAUUGGACGACAGCGGCCGAGAUCAAAGUGGGAUGUGUGACCACCGACUUUGCCAUGCAGAACGUUCUGAUCCAGAUGGGCCUUCAUGUUGUGUCUGUCAAUGGAAUGUUGAUCACACAGACCAGGAAUUUCAUCCUGAGGUGUCACGCCUGCUUCCAGACCACCAGCAACAUGAACAAAGAGUUUUGUCCAAAGUGCGGUAACAAAACGCUGAAGAAGAUCGCCGUGACAGUCAGCGAGGACGGCCACAUGCACAUGCACUUCUCCAAAAACCCCAAAGUGCUCAACCAUCGUGGCCUCAGAUACUCGCUGCCGUUGCCACAGGGGGGCAAACACGGCAGCAACCCCCAGUUGACGGAGGAUCAGCGCUUCCCUCAGCAGCGUUUGUCGCGGAAGGCGCGUCAGAAGACCAACGUGUUUGAUGAGAGCUACAUAGCCGGAGCCUCGCCCUUCUGCGAGAACGACGUGUACAGCCGAGCCGCCAACCUGAACAUCCGAGACGCUCAGUGUGGGGGGGGCCGGCGGCGCACCAACCCAAACUGCGCCCGCAGGAAGUUUGUCAAGAAGUAGGAAGCCCCUUGCCCACAAUAACUAACAUAACAAUAAAAGGAUAAGAUAUUCUCUCA